Camelina sativa (false flax) is the source of this 1062-nucleotide messenger RNA. RefSeq names its product ras-related protein RABA2a. The record is from RefSeq and is a predicted model, not a curated record. Gene Ontology annotation, molecular function: GTP binding; GTPase activity. Lineage: Eukaryota; Viridiplantae; Streptophyta; Magnoliopsida; Brassicales; Brassicaceae.
CAAAUUAAUUAAUCAUAAUUAAAAUCUAAAAUUAUUUAUUUUUUCUUCAUCUUCUCCUUCGCUUCGGGCUUUUUGAAAAAUCAUCCCAAAUCUAUCGUUCCUCGAUUAAAGUGGAGCGUAACAAUGGCGAGAAGACCGGAUGAAGAAUACGACUACUUGUUUAAAGUUGUUUUGAUCGGAGACUCCGGUGUCGGCAAGUCAAAUCUCCUCUCUAGAUUCACUCGCAAUGAGUUUUGCUUAGAAUCCAAAUCCACCAUCGGUGUCGAAUUCGCUACUCGUACUCUCCAACUGCCAGUUAUGCAUUUUGCUGCUGCUGCUGCUCAUUAUUUUGACCUAGUAUUUGGCAAAAUCAAUCAUCUUUGUUCUAAGGUGGAAGGAAGGACUGUGAAAGCUCAGAUAUGGGACACUGCUGGGCAAGAAAGAUACAGAGCCAUAACCAGCGCCUACUACCGAGGCGCUCUUGGAGCUCUCUUGGUCUACGACGUCACUAAGCCAACAACUUUUGAGAAUGUAAGCAGGUGGUUAAAAGAACUCAGAGACCAUGCUGAUUCCAAUAUUGUCAUCAUGUUGAUUGGUAACAAGACAGAUCUGAAGCAUCUCAGAGCUGUUGCCACAGAGGAUGCUCAGAGCUAUGCUGAGAAAGAAGGCUUGUCUUUCAUCGAGACAUCUGCCCUCGAGGCAUUAAACGUAGAGAAGGCUUUUCAGACGAUUCUCUCAGAGAUUUAUAGGAUCAUCAGCAAGAAAUCGAUAUCUUCGGACCAGGGAACUGCAAAUGCCAACGUCAAGGAAGGCCAAACGAUUGAUGUCGCUGCUACUUCUGAUUCAAACGCUAAGAAGCCUUGUUGCUCUUCCUCUUGAAAGGCUUUGUUUCUUUUUUGUGUCUCACUUUAAAAGCCAAUAUCUAUGCGACUUUGUUUUAAAGUCUUUGCGUUGUGUUACAUAUGCAAAGUUGCAUCUGUGUUUUUUCUUUUUUUUUUGUUGAUAAGAACUCUCUAAGAUGACAUUCUAUGGAGUAUGGAAUCGUUCAUACAAAUUGUGAAAAAUGAAAUAUUUUUUUUUUUA